CCUUAGUUAGCUAUGAGUAUAAUCCUGAAGCUCAUUAAAGCACAACUUUAGAGUGUUGGGUAACUGGGACUGCACUCACACUCACUAAGCCACCUUUCUUGAGACUUUCUCAGUGCACCAUGUCAACUCCGGCUGAUUCAGGUAGUCCCAUACCAUCUGGGCUGAAAGUUUGUACGUCAUUUCCAGAACUCUUGAUGAUAGCUGAAUUUGUUUUUGGUGGCCUUGUGUGGAUCCUUGUGGCUUCGUCUCGAGUUCCUUUCGCUGGAAAUCAAGGCUGGCUGAUGUUUGUCUCGGUCUUCUGCUUUGUUGUAACUACAUUGCUGCUCAUAUUGUACCUCGCUGGAGCUCAGAAGAGGUCCUCUGCAAUGACUGUGGUGGAUGUUUUCUACCACUUCUUUGCAGCUGUGUUUUAUUUAAGUGUCGCCAUUUUGGAGACCAGUGACACAAGGUUUAUCUUAAUACGUCUCAUAACAUUUGAGAAAAAGAUCCAUAAUCUGAACAUUGCUGCCACAGUGUUUGCAUAUCUGGCCACCUUAAUGUACACAAUACAUGCAAUAAUGUCCAUAGUGAGAUGGAAAUCCUCCUCAUGAACAUCAAGUCAAGAAGAAAAUGCAAAACUCAUACCAGAAGAUAUUUACUUUCUUCUUCCCAAAGCUGUUGCUUGAUCUUUUCUUAAUACUAUUUUAUAUUACUUUUGUUUGCAACUGUAAUUACGGCAUUUAUAUCCUAUCAUUUAUAUUCUAUGACUUGUAUGUUAUUAAUGGAGCUAAUUGGGUAUGAGGAAUAUCUAGCAGUUGAAGGCUGUGAAUAUUAUGGUUUCCAUGGAGUAUGGGAAAUCUGGAUCUUUUUCCUCCAGAAAGCUGAGGCAAUUUCAAAUGUAAAAACUGAAAUUGUUAGAUUAAAGGUUAUGGGACCAAAAUUGUUGAAGUUCAGAAACACAAUAUAGAUUAUUCAUGAAAAAUUACUGCAGAUACUGGAAAUCUGAAACCAAUUUACAUAAUCCAAAAUGUAGUUGAAUGGUAGAGGCUCCCAAUCAUACAGUACAGAGCCUUAAUGUAAACAGGAUCAAUGCAAUUGGGUGCUUGAAGCUUGAUGUAUCAAGCAUCCAAUUAUACCAAGCAUUAAAUACCCAACAAUACUAAUUGCAUUUAUCUUCUUGCAUGUACAUCAGCUUCUCCCAUUAUGCCAAUUCUCCUGCUACCGGGGCAAUUUACAGCAGAAAAUUAAUUAACCUAUGUGUUUAGCAUGUGGGGGAAAAACCCUGUGCAUUCACAGGGGAGCAUGCAAACCCCGCACAGAUAGCAAUCAAAUUCAUGAUUGAACCUGGGUCUUUGAAGCUGUGAGGCAACAGUACUGACCACCUGUCACUUACUCCUCUCAUUCCUACGUUGCAUGUCCUAUGGAUAGGUUAGAUCACGUUCAGUCCACACACUUCCGAAUUAAGCCAUUGAAAGCUAAUUUUACAGAAACAACAAUGUUUAAGACGAUAUUGGUGUGGACGAGCUUCUCCUGAGUAAUCCCACACAUGAUCAUUCUUGAAGCCCAGAUAGGCGGACGUUUUGGAAUAAGGUCUUGCUGGAGAAAAUUAGGCAAAUGAUUCACAAAUCUGGAAUGGGGCUUGUCUGGUCUGCUUAUUAGCUGAACUGGUGUCCAUUCUGAAUUUUCUGUGACCAGGUGGUAGAAGCGACAAACCUAUCUUUACAUUAUAAAACCUGAUGGCUGCAUUUACAGUAAUCUUAUUUUGUUAAUUUUGCUUUUCUGUAGCCUGAUCACUAUUCAUAUUGUUUAACUGAUUUAUGUUGAAUUUAUUAUAUUGUGACAUUGACAUCUUGGUUGUAAGGUUAGUUAACCUGAAUGUAAUAUUCUUGCUGGAAAGAAUAGCCCACUGUAAGUUUUGGUUUCUACUUCUUGUUAAGAAAACAAAUAAAUAUGGUUACGAACAUA
Hypanus sabinus (Atlantic stingray) is the source of this 1944-nucleotide messenger RNA. Its product is annotated as myelin and lymphocyte protein-like. The record is from RefSeq and is a predicted model, not a curated record. Gene Ontology annotation, cellular component: membrane. Bases 120 to 590 code for a protein of 156 amino acids. The transcript has 4 exons. Gene Ontology annotation, biological process: myelination. NCBI's taxonomy places the organism in Eukaryota, Metazoa, Chordata, Chondrichthyes, Myliobatiformes, Dasyatidae. Gene Ontology annotation, molecular function: structural constituent of myelin sheath.